AUGUAUUUAUGUUUUAAAGUUUACAUUUGCCUUUUGGUAUUUUUAAGUUUAAAUUUAGCUCAUAGUGCUCUAUUGAAUAAAGAUCUUUAUAGAUUGGAUAUAAUUCACUAUAAUGAUUUUCACGAUAGAUUUGAAGAGACUACAGCUUUAUAUCCCGUGUGUGACUCAAAUAAUAACGAUUGUCUGGGAGGCUUCGCUCGUUUGUACUAUGAAAUCCAUGCGUUACUGAAAGAAAAAAACAAUGCACUUUUAUUAAAUGCCGGUGAUACUUUUCAAGGCACGUAUUGGUAUACGCUAAUGAAAUGGAAUAUAACGCAGAAAUUCAUAAAUUUACUACCCAACGACGUACAUACAAUAGGUAAUCACGAAUUCGAUGGUGGAGUAGCAGGCCUCGCUCCAUACCUUGCAGCGCUCCGUGCACCGGUUGUUGUUGCUAAUAUCGACACAAGUGCUGAACCUGGUUUAGGCAGUCUAUACAAAUCACAUGUAAUACUAGAGAAAAAAGGCAGAAAAAUAGGUAUAAUAGGGUUAACUACUCCAGAAACGAGGACAACUUCAAAUUCAGAAGAUGUUAAAUUUUUGGAUCCUGUUACCACUACUAAAAAAGAAGUUGAAUUGCUGACUAAGCAAGGCGUUGAUAUUAUAAUUGUUCUCUCACACUGCGGUCUUGAAGUUGAUAAAAAAAUAGCAAAAACGGUUGGUGAAAACUUAGAUAUUAUAGUGGGUGGUCAUUCACACAGCUUGUUAUGGAACGGAAAGGCGCCAACUAAGGAACACGUGUCUGGGACAUAUCCGAUUGUUAUUACGCCUGACGCUAAUCCCGAUCAUAAGGUACUGGUUGUAAGUGCGGCUUCGUUUUCCAAGUACUUGGGCAAUAUGACUGUGUUUUUUGAUAGAAAAGGUGAUAUAGUCGAUUAUUUCGGUACACCAGUGUUUCUCAAUAGGUCAAUACCAGAAGAUCCAGAAAUAAAGGCUCUUUUAAAACCGUACACAGAAAAGUUACAUUCAUUAGUAAGGGAAGUUGUGGGAUACGCUAACGAAGACCUUUUAGAUUCGAAGUGUAGUUCACAGGAGUGCGCUGUCGGUAAUUUAGUAGCAGAUGCCUUUUUAGAUGCCACUAAGGAGUUAAAGCUUUCAAACCUUACCCAUGUGUCGUUUAUAUUGAGAGAUAUGGUGCGCGGAUCAUUAUCGAAAGGAGAAAUCACAAGGGGCGCAAUUAUUAAUACUUUGCCUUUUACAAAUAAGGUUGUCACAUUCGCACUUCCGGGUCGCUAUUUGCGCCAUAUUUUUAAAAUUUGCAUGACCAAUUAUUAUGUUGCCAAACCAUUUAAUGGUCCGUGGAUGCCGCAUGUUGCAGGUCUUCGGUUAACAAUUAACUUGACUCAAGGUGUUGAUGUAGUUGCCCAAGUUAAAGAGGGUGGAGAAUUCAAAGAUUUAGAUCCAGAUAGAGAAUAUCAAGUAUCAACGCUUGGAUUUUUACUUCGGAGUCGAAAUAAUGCGUUUGAGGUGCUGAGACGUUAUGGAAGGAAUAUAAGAGCGGUUGGAAAAGAUAGUGAUGUUUUAGAAAGUUUUAUAAGAAGAACUUCUCCACUAACACCUGUAUUAAAUAAUAGACUUACUGUAAUAAAUUAA
This is a messenger RNA of Parnassius apollo (apollo), 1632 nucleotides long. NCBI's taxonomy places the organism in Eukaryota, Metazoa, Arthropoda, Insecta, Lepidoptera, Papilionidae. The record is from the annotation of a GenBank genome assembly.